AUGUCGCAAUCAUCAGUCAAUUCUUCUCCCCUCUCGUCGGUUCCCUCGUCUUCUCAGCUGUUCACACCAGUUGGCAUCAGUUCCUACAAGGCCAGAAUAGCCCUUCCAGAUGAAGUCUCAGGCAACGUCGUAGAAUCUGGAAUUGCCCUUGGCUCUUCUGUCGACUUCAGUCCCAUCGCUCAACCAUCAACCCCGAAUUAUACCCGUGCGGAAGUUGUCCUCGGUUCGCCCAUCGCUUCGAGCCCGAUCCAGUCACCCGGGAGUAUCAACCACAGUGGUUCUGCUCUGCCUGAGCUUGAUCUAAACGCACCCGCAAAAGUCGAAGCUGGUCUGGACUCACCUGCUAGUCUACCUGCUGCCACACAGUUCUCACUCAAAGAUUCCAGCAAGAGCGACUCUACUGCCGAGGAGGUUCAACCUACCGUGACAUCAGAGCCCAUCGUCACUCCAGACUCACCUGCAUCAACUAUAUCCAUCAUGGCCGAGACGCGUGCGCAAAAGCGAGCCCGCCAGGACGAUGGUGACGAAGGCACUCCACCACUCAAAAAGCCCGCGACAACGCGUGCAACAAAGCCCAAAGCAAAAGGGAAGGCGAAGACGACGACAAGGCAUACUCCCGAAGAGACUGCGUCAUCAAAUGACGCUCAGAAGGAUGAUAACCACGACGAGCUCCCCGCAAAGCCCGCCGCGACGCCAAAAGUAAGAGUAAAGCCUCCUCCAAAGAAGACCACACCCACCAGCAACGACGACAGCGACUCAUCAUCCGCAUUCGAGAAGCCCAUCGCCAGGCCAAAAAGGAAACCCACCCCCUCUCGAAAGAAGCCUUCCUCCAAGAAACCCACUCCCAAGAAACCCACGCCAACCAACGACCCCAAAGACAAAGACCCCACCCCCAGCACCAACCCCAAGCCCGCCCCCAAACCCAAAGCCCCCAAGAAACCCGUCCCACCACCACCCUCCAGCACGCGCCCAACCCGCACCUGCAACCCCCCCUCCCGCCUCAACCCAGCCCCACCCGCAGCAGCAAAACCCGCCCCCAAACCCCCCAGCAGCAAAGUCUUCGACCCAGUCUACAUAACCACACACCCCACCAGCCGCCUCGUAAAAGCAGACACAUACCACCUCCUCCUGUCCCCACUUGCAUGGAGCGCCCUAACCGCCGCGCAGCGCACACGCUUGGUUAGCAUGCUGCCGCCGUCGGGGGCGAACCGUGCGCUGCUCGAUCGUUUAUCUGCUGGGGAAGAUGGGGAUGGGGAUGGGGAUGGGGAGGAGGAUACAAGGCCAGCCGCGCUAACGGUGAAUAACGAUUGUUUUCGGACGGAUGUAGCGAAGUUCCAGGCCGAUCUGGAGAAUGGGCAUUUGGGGAAGACGUGGCAGGGUGCUGCGGAGAGGGCGGUUAGGGAGAGGGCUGGGGGCGAGUUUGAUGCGUGGAAGGAGGGGGAGGGGGAGAGGUGGUGGGGGCAGAAGGGGGGUGUUUGA
This is a messenger RNA of Dothidotthia symphoricarpi CBS 119687, 1479 nucleotides long. RefSeq lists its product as uncharacterized. The transcript has a single exon. NCBI's taxonomy places the organism in Eukaryota, Fungi, Ascomycota, Dothideomycetes, Pleosporales, Dothidotthiaceae. The record is from RefSeq and is a predicted model, not a curated record. Bases 1 to 1479 code for a protein of 492 amino acids.